This is a messenger RNA of Pochonia chlamydosporia 170, 927 nucleotides long. Its product is annotated as zinc finger protein. Gene Ontology annotation, cellular component: cytoplasm. Lineage: Eukaryota; Fungi; Ascomycota; Sordariomycetes; Hypocreales; Clavicipitaceae. The record is from RefSeq and is a predicted model, not a curated record. Bases 1 to 927 code for a protein of 308 amino acids. The transcript has a single exon. Gene Ontology annotation, molecular function: zinc ion binding.
AUGUCGUCAUCAUCAGGUUCCGCCGCUCAGGAAACGAGCUACAUCAUGAGAGAUAAAUCCGAUGCCACUCUGGUGGGGAAGCAUUGCCAGUACGAAUACUGCAACCAACUCGACUUUUUACCAUUUCUUUGCCAGUCCUGCACAAAAACCUUUUGCUUAGAUCAUAGAACGGAGACCUCACACAAAUGCGCCAACGCCGGAGCAUGGGCAGAACGAAAGAGACAAGCCAACCUGGCCAAACCCUCUAUUGGUCAAGGAAGGACUCUACGAGACAAGGUUUCCGAGAAGCCUUGCGCAUCGCCAGAAUGCAAGACAGUUGUGGGCACAUCUUUGACCCCGGGCGUGCACUGCGAUACGUGUAAUCGCGAUUACUGUUUAAAGCACCGUUUAAAGGAGGAUCACAGCUGCAAAAACUUGGUGCCCAUUGGAGCGCGACCAAUGCAAAUAGAUGUCGCGCAAAAGACUCGAACAGCAUUGGACAGGCUGAAAGCUUGGGGCUCAGCAAAGAAAGAGCAAGCAGGGCGAGCACUGCCGAAGCCGAAACCUAGCUCGGCGGCGGCUAGAGUGGUGGCGACCAAGAAGCUCAAGGAGACUGCAAAGGGGGACAAGAAAGUUCCAGAAGAGAAGCGUAUCUACUUGUAUGUUGAAGCUGAAGCAGAAACGGCCAAAGCGAAAUUGCCCAAGGGUGACUUCUUCUUCUCCAAGGACUGGGUUGUAGGCCGACUCUUGGAUCAAGCUGCCACUGGUCUACAAGUUCAGAAUAUCAACAACCAGAGCUCGGAAGAGAAGGACAAAUUGCGUGUAUUUCACGUUGAAGGGGGCAGGAUCUUGGAUUACAGCGAGAAGAUCGGGGCAGCUCUGCAAAGCGGAAACACUGUGAUUUUGCUGAGGGGAGUGGGAGCUCCAGCGGACUUGAUAGAGAUGUGA